Molecule: messenger RNA, 636 nt
Organism: Purpureocillium takamizusanense
Lineage: Eukaryota; Fungi; Ascomycota; Sordariomycetes; Hypocreales; Ophiocordycipitaceae
Exons: 1
Coding region: 1-636 (211 amino acids)
Source: RefSeq, a predicted model, not a curated record
AUGAAGGUCGAGUUGUUCGAUACAGAUUCGGGCUCGUUUAUGAAAUACGGCUACAUCGUGAUGCGCGAGCCGGACUACUGGCUCGACUGCUCCGGGGAAUAUCUAGACUGGCUUGAAGAGUUUAAAAGGCGCGCCCGCGAAGCCGGCUUACUGGAGUACUUCAGCGAGAACAUCGCCCGUCCCACGAAAGAGGGCGCUCAGCAGACCGAAUUUGACCAGAAGCAAGCCGCCGUGAACAACUUCAUCCUCAAGAUGUUGCAGCUGCCGGAUUGGGACGAUAGCACCAAGGAGAGUUGGCAAGAUGACCUGAGAAACACUCAGGAAUUCGACAAGACCCCGACUUCGAUCCUACUUGAGCGCAUCAAGGAAUCUCUUGACGUCGACGAAUCUAUCCGGGACUUUGUGAUGGCAAACAAGCGACCUCUCGGCCGCCAGUACGCAGCUGGGGAGCUCAAUCAUGAAUGGGACAACAUCAAGAUGGUUUCAGCUCACACACCUGACCACGUUUACCAUUUCGGGGCUUGGAGACUUGCCUGCGACCUCGACCUCCCCAAGGUCCAGGGCCUUUACGCUGAAUCGCUUCCCGGAAUGCCCUCAAUUGAAGCUGUGAAGAAGGCCCUGGAGGACGACCGCUGA